GUUUUGUAAAUGAAUUUAUGCAUAUUAUUAUUUUAUUUUAUACUGUAAUGUCCGUAACUAUCUGUAAUAUUCUGAUAUAAUGUUUUCCGAGGCACCCUGAAGUGCACCCAACAUUACUGUCACGUGACGCGGGAGUGAGAUAGAGAGGCACAGCCUGCCGGGAGCCAAAAGUUGUGUUCGUGCUGUGCUCCAUGUGUUAAUAAAGAAACAAAGUUGUCAGCAUGUCGUGUGUUCGAUACGUUUGUCAACAAAAAGCACAAAACAAGACGCUAUUCACAGUCCCUUUAAGAGAUGCUGGGACUGGAGAGCUGUGAGUAGUAGGAAGCGAGGGGGAGACGGGCGAGAAGCAAAAGUUUGCGGUCGAAUGUGGCGGCAGCCCACUGUUAUUUUGUUUAUUGUUUUCUUAUUGUUGCACCGCAACAAUUUCAAUUCCAAUUCGGGGCUAUUACAAUAUAUUAAAAAAAAAAAAAAAAAAAACGUUUUUAUAUUACUAUUAUUUUGUAUACACAAGAGGUGCCGGAUCUGCCCAAAUAAGUCCCUGGACACAGGGAGGCCAAAAAUAAAAAGGUGCCGGAUGUUGUUCCGGCAAGAUCCGGCACAAAUUAAACCCUGCCUAAAAUCAACAGGAAAUGAUCCAAAAUGUACAGGAAGUGACCCGUAAGCAACCUAAAAUGACAAGAAGUGACUCAAAAUGAACUCUGGGAGGGGCAAAUGAACUCGCCCCUUCCCAGUCAAAAUGAAUUGGACGUUUAGCGCCGUCAGUGGCAGCCAGUGAGUUAACUUAUUUGGCGAAAACAUGAAAUCUAAUUCCCAUUAUGGGAGAGGUGAGAGAGGAGAUGCUUCCCAAGCACAUCCAUCAGUGAGGUAGGACAUCUAGCACCCCCCUCCUCUAAGUUCCCUCAUGGUACAUUCCAGUGAGAUGUCAGAGGUGUUUAAACGAGGCAGAUCAGCUCCAAAGGCAGCUAGUGCAGCGACAGCUGGCCUCAACCAGGAGAGGGCAUGUAAGGGGGAGUUCAUGGAUCUGCUGGACAACCUUUUUGUAUGUAUUACAAGGAUGGAGCAAGAAGGAAGAUUAUCGUCGAUCUCCGCGGUACCCGCCACCUCCUGACUUCCCAGCAUUCCUUGCCUGGGAUCCCCGUGGCCUUGAAACAGUCCAUAGACCUACGCACAUCUAUGGAUGGCAAGUACAAGGAAAUUGCCGAGGAACUCUUCUCCCGCAGCCUGGCAGAUAGCGAGAUGCGUAGCGCUCCUUAUGAAUUUCCAGAAGACAGUCCCAUUGAACAGUUAGAGGAGAGACGCCAUCGCCUGGAGCGGCAGAUAAGCCAAGAUGUCAAGUUUGAACCAGACAUCUUGCUGCGAGCUAAACAGGAGUUUAUGAAGACAGACAGCGCCACAGAUCUCGAAUACAUGAAGCAGCAGAGUCAAGCGCCAGACCUGCUGGAGAGAGAGCUGCUCCCUGAGAGGGAGUACCAACGAGUUACUAUCUCUGGAGAAGAGAAAUGCGGCGUACCAUUCACAGACCUGCUGGAUGCUGCAAAGUGUGUGGUGAAAGCCCUGUUCAUAAGACAGAAGUAUAUGGGCCAGUCGUUGCAAAGCUUCUGCCGAACCACCGCCCGAUACCUGCAGGAGCUAAGCGAGCGACCCCUUGAUUUAACCAUCUAUGAGGAGGAAAUCCAAGAGACAACGGAGGCCACUGUCACCGCAGAUGCCACAGUGCACCCACCCGUUUCUGGAACUCACCCGUACAAGAACAAGGAUCCCGCGAGUAUGCCCCCCGACAUCGGCUACGGCUGCAAGAUGGUGGAUGGCGUCAUGCACGUGUAUACAUCAACGCAGACCAUGGACAAGACCACAGAGCUGGACCUGCCAUAUCCCGACCUGCAGGAAUACAUCGCUGACAUGAACGUCAUGAUGGCCCUCAUUAUCAACGGACCGGUGAAGUCCUUCUGCUACCGCCGCCUGCAGUAUCUGAGCUCCAAGUUCCAGAUGCACAUUCUAUUGAAUGAGAUGAAAGAGUUAGCAGCACAGAAGAAAGUCCCACACCGAGACUUCUACAACAUCCGGAAGGUGGACACGCACAUCCACGCUUCCUCCUGUAUGAACCAAAAGCACCUUCUGCGUUUCAUCAAAAGAGCCAUGAAGAAGUAUCCCCGGGAGAUCGUGCAUGUGGAGAAAGGCAAAGGUCAGACGCUCAUGGAGGUGUUCGAGAGUAUGAACCUGACGGCUUUUGACCUCAGCGUGGACACCUUGGACAUGCACGCGGAUCGCAACACUUUCCAUCGAUUUGACAAAUUCAAUGCCAAAUACAAUCCCAUUGGCGAAUCCAUCCUGAGAGAGAUCUUCAUCAAAACGGACAAUCAUGUGGAAGGGAAAUACUUUGGUCACAUUAUUAAGGAAGUGAUGGCCGACCUGGAAGAGAGCAAGUACCAGAACGUGGAGCUCAGAUUAUCCGUAUAUGGCCGUUCCAGAGACGAAUGGAACAAGCUGGCCAAGUGGGCCGUCAGACACCAGGUCUACUCGGACAAUGUGCGCUGGCUCGUGCAAGUGCCGCGACUUUUUGAUGUCUACCACACAAAGAAGCAGCUGUCCAACUUCCAGGAGAUGCUGGAGAAUAUUUUCCUCCCUCUCUUUGAAGUCACAAUCCAUCCAGGCAGACACCCGGAGCUGCACCUCUUGCUUCAGCACGUGGUGGGUUUUGACAGUGUGGAUGAUGAGUCCAAACCAGAGCAACAUAUCUUCAACCUGGAUAGCCCGCUGCCAGCCACGUGGACUGAAGAGGACAAUCCGCCCUACUCCUACUACCUCUACUAUAUGUAUGCGAACAUGACAGUUCUGAAUCACCUACGCAGGCAACGAGGUUUCCACACCCUGGUACUACGUCCUCAUUGCGGCGAGGCAGGCCCCAUCCAUCACCUGGUGUCCGGUUUCAUGCUAUCUGAGAACAUCUCCCACGGGCUUCUGCUACGCAAGGCUCCUGUACUUCAGUAUUUGUACUAUUUGGCCCAGAUUGGUAUCGCCAUGUCACCACUCAGCAAUAACAGUCUAUUCCUCAGCUACCAUCGUAACCCUUUGCCCGAGUACCUUUCCAGAGGCCUCAUGGUCUCCUUGUCCACGGACGACCCUUUGCAGUUUCACUUUACCAAGGAACCCCUGAUGGAGGAGUACAGCAUUGCCGCUCAGGUGUGGAAGCUGAGCUCUUGUGAUAUGUGCGAGCUGGCCAGAAACAGUGUGCUGAUGAGCGGAUUCUCUCACAAGGUGAAGAGUUACUGGCUCGGACCGGACUAUGUCAAAGAAGGUCAGGAAAGCAACGACAUCAGGCGAACGAAUGUUCCGGACAUCCGGGUGGCGUAUCGCUACGAAACCAUGUGCGAAGAGCUCAAUUUGAUAACGCAGGCCAUCCGCACGGACGAACUCGACACCAUUGUGGAAGAGGAGAGCCUGAGCAUGGCUGCCGCUCAAGGAAAGCAAUAAACAUUGUUUUUCAACAUUUGUGUCAAAAUAGCUGAACCUCUGUGGCAAACUGAAAAAGUUGCCAGAAAAAAAACUGAAAAUAACAAUUUCAGUUGUUAUUGUGAAGCCACUUGUCUUUUUAUUUUUUUACUGUGUUCGUGGCCAUAUCUUGUCCAUGCUUGUGCACUUGUGUAAAUCUAAGAUCAUGUUUAAGAGGCCAUCCAUGUUCACUCGUGUGAUUAUUGCAUGAAUUGUUACCGCGGUUUCCCCUUUGCACGUGGUCAACUGUUGCCAAAGCCAUCCAAUCGUGAAUCAUUUUGGGAAAUGUAAGUUACUGGAGAAACUGUAAUGUCAUGGAAUGUGUGCUUGUGUCUUCCGUAGAAUUACACAUUGCAAUUCAAGGGAAUGUUUUUCUUCUUUCUGGUGAUCUGUUUUGUGAAAUACAAGUGUUACUGUAAUAAUAAAU
This is a messenger RNA of Corythoichthys intestinalis (scribbled pipefish), 3916 nucleotides long. It is a transcript of the gene ampd2b, whose product is annotated as adenosine monophosphate deaminase 2b. Gene Ontology annotation, molecular function: AMP deaminase activity. The transcript has 18 exons. Gene Ontology annotation, biological process: IMP salvage; AMP metabolic process. Bases 1042 to 3471 code for a protein of 809 amino acids. Gene Ontology annotation, cellular component: cytosol. NCBI's taxonomy places the organism in Eukaryota, Metazoa, Chordata, Actinopteri, Syngnathiformes, Syngnathidae. The record is from RefSeq and is a predicted model, not a curated record.